GGGGUUUAUCACUCAUGUAAUAGUUGGGACAGCUGCAAAUGUAAUGUCCAUGCAAUGGUAUGUAAUCUCAGUACAAUACCAUGAAAUAUUCGUGUAAUAUCAUGCAAUAGUAGUGUAACGCCGUGUAAUACUGUGCGAUAGUUAUGUAAUACCCUGUAAUAGUCAUGCAAUAUCAUGCAAAUACCAUGUAAUAGUCGUGUAAUAUUAUGUAAUGGUGGUUGCAAUAGUCAUGAAAUACCAUGAAAUACCUGUGUAAUACAGCAUGUAAUAGUCAUGUAAUACCUGCGCGCGCAGUACCAAGCGCAUGCGCUUUACAGUGUUUACCGGAUUCGUGACAUAACCUUGAAAUUCGUAUUGGCAACUGUUUGUAUAACCUAUGGACCGUUAUUUCUCGACUUGAUUGUGUGAGUCUGCCGGCUACAACACGUGAAUGACGGAAAGCUUGGAGUUAGGCAUGGAGGAAUCAGCGAGCAAGGCAGAAAAGGAGAGUAUGGCGAAGACCAUCGCUGGAAAUGUUAAAGAACAAAAGUUUUGGGUCGUAAUUAGGAAGGAACUUGGAGUUGAUCCACCGUUGUACCUGAAGCAUCUCCUCACCUGUCUGGGUUUCGAUUCAGCGGCCGCUCUGAAAAACCUUUCAAGCGAAGCCUUUCUAGAAAUGGAGAAAUUUGCCCAAACUGACAUGCUGGGAUUGUUAGGCGAAGAUGGUUACACAAAAUCAGACUUCUUCGGUAUCUACAGUAAUACACCUGAACAAUUCCGCAUACUACGAGGACAUAGGUUUUGCCUCUUCGAAAUUCAGAAGUAUAUUAUAGAAAAGGGGUUGAACCAUUUUGCUACGGCCGAACAGGAUAUUAAUGAAAAAUUAACUAACAUCAAAGCAAAAAAAGAAACCAAGGAAACGCUAAAAGCUGUAUCGGGAAAAAAAUCAGAUCCACAGUCACGAAAAUCACAGGACUUAUUGAGUGAAGAAGAUCAAUUAUACAUGCUCAUUAAAAAUUGGUUUUCUAAGCAACCAGAUGGUGAAGAAACCUUCAAAGAUUAUUUAGAAAGCCCUAAAAAUCGGUAUAUAGAGGUAUCUGUCAAAGAAGACGUUGACGAAGAAAUUACCUAUUCGGGGAAAAUAUCGUGUUGCCUGUGUAAAACUAAAAUUACCGCGCAUAAAGCCGAAUACGGGAAAUCAGUACCGAGGAAAACUCGUUGGGUAUGUCAAAAUUUUAUGAAGCACGUAAAGGAAAAACAUUUGACUUUGAACCCUGUGGAAAAUUCGAAGGAAAAUUUAUUUCCUCGCAAGCAUAACAAUAGCAAUAAAAUUGAUACAAAAUCGGGUCAGGCGGAAAAAAAUACAGCAAAUGUUCUCAAAAACGUCGUCGCUAACACUACAGCUUUUACUUCUAGUUGUAAAAAGGUUCAACCCGAGGUUCAACCACUUAUUACGGAUGUAUUCGAUAAAGGCACCAAUGACAAUGAUAACUGGAAUACAAAUGCUAGUUUGAGCGACAGUAUCGCAAACAAGAACCAGAAGCUCGGCCAAAAUUUACCAAGAAUUAUCGAAGACGUGAAAUUAGUCACACCCGUUGAAAUAAGAAGGGAUAUUAUUAAAAUUGAAAAAAGCAGGGGAAAAAGGCAUAUUACUAGAGAAAUUGAGAGUGAUGACGAAACGGAAGCGAAACCUACUAAACGGUCGAAAAAUCGAAUUGAAAGCGAUGAAGAACUCGAAGUAUCUGCACGUGACAAGCCAAAUGAUGAAUCGGAUGUUAGAUCACAAGCUGUGAUAGUUGAAAGUACAAAUGAUGAGUUACAGGGGGAAUUCAACCUCGGAAUAAUGUAAAAGGGGUUCUUUGUUCCGAGAAAAUUCUAUCAACCCCAUUGACUAGUAAUACCAAAAAUACUAAGACUAUAGAUACAAAAAGUUCCGACUGUGAAAAAAAAAUUAAAAAAGAUCUAAGAACUAGAAGUGACAAAUCCUACCGACAAAGAGUGAAGAGUAUUACUACAGAGAGAACGAUUCCAUAUUAUUUUCCAACAUUGAACGAAAUGGAAUUGCUGUUGAAAUAUAAUGCAGAAUUAAAGGAUUGCGUGAAAAAUUUAUUAGCACAAUCGGCAUCGAAAAAAUUAACGAAGUCUUGUCCAACAGUCAAUGAAAACAGUAAAAGUAACUUGUUAGUACGAAAAUUGAUGAGAAUUUCUGACAAACAAAGUCAGGCCGAAUCUUGCGGGAACAGAUACGAUUGCACAGUGAAAAAGUUUGCAUCGUAUAUUUUCAUGAUUGGUGGAAGAUUGUCGUACGAAACGUUAUGCGCGAACUUGCCUCUACCAUCCCCCUCAUCUGUCAGUCGGUAUUUGUUAGAAAACGGACCAGACAUCAUUGAAGGGCAGCUUCGAUUGCAGGAAUUGAAAAAUUACUUAAUCAAGGCCGACCUGCCUCUAGUCAUAUGGGUAAGCGAAGAUGCGACGCGUAUUACUGGCACCGUGCAAUAUGACCCAAAAACUAACCAAUUAAUUGGGUUGGUAUUACCAACAGAUAAAAAUGGAAUGCCUAAGUGCAAAUCUUUCAUGGCAACGUCACCAAAAGUAAUGGAAGAAACGAUGCAAAAUAUUCCAAUUGCUUCUUUGGCGUACACAAUUAUGGCACAGCCUUUACAAAAAAAUGCGGCGUCAUUUUGUCUGUGCAUAUUUGGAACCGACAAUAAAUUCACAGCCGAACACGUGCUUAACAGAUUCCAAUUUAUUUACGAACAAUGUCAGCAAUUCGGAAUAAGAGUAUUAGGAUUUUCUUCGGAUGGUGAUCCAAGAUUGUUAAAAGCGAUGAGGAUUGAAAGCCAAAUAGGUAUUUCGAAUCUUGAUUUACUCUUUGGUAAAGAAAAUUGGACAUGGUUCAACAGUGAAUUUUGCAGUGAGUACUUUGUUUGCCAGGAUACUGUACACAUUGGUACAAAGCUAAGAAAUCGCUUCAUCAAAAACUCAAUUGUUCUGCCGAUGGGAAACAAUAUAGCGACUGUUAGUCACCUGAAACUAUUGAUACAGUCACAAUCUAAAGACAAACACCAGAUAACUUAUUCUGACUUGGACCCAAAGGAUAAAAUGAAUUU
Neodiprion fabricii is the source of this 3089-nucleotide messenger RNA. RefSeq lists its product as uncharacterized. The record is from RefSeq and is a predicted model, not a curated record. Bases 431 to 1828 code for a protein of 465 amino acids. Lineage: Eukaryota; Metazoa; Arthropoda; Insecta; Hymenoptera; Diprionidae. The transcript is spliced from 2 exons.